This is a messenger RNA of Triticum urartu, 3192 nucleotides long. RefSeq lists its product as uncharacterized. Lineage: Eukaryota; Viridiplantae; Streptophyta; Magnoliopsida; Poales; Poaceae. The record is from RefSeq and is a predicted model, not a curated record.
CUCCCGCACGCUCGCACGCGCACGAAGCACAUCAGGCGCACGAGCAGCGGCCACCCAAUAACCUAGCCACUGGCCGCCAGACGCCACCUCCUAGUCCGGCGGCGCCUCCCCGCCUCCUCGCCGUCGCCGCGUCCUCGCCGAGCGCCGCCUCCCCGCCGGACGCCGUCAUCAGCUGAGCGCCCGAGCCUGCACGAGGGGCGGGGCCACGGGGGGAGCCGGGAUGCGCCUGUCGGGGAGCUCGUCGCCCACGACGCCCAGGGCUCUCUGCAGGUCGCCGGAUCCACCGACUCCCCACUGGACGCCGGACGCCUCUCUAUAGGUCGCCGGUCGCCGGACACCAGAGUCCUGGUCCAGAGCAGAUCGAAAUAGGUUGUAUGUUGUCUCUGUCUGACUCUGUUUGAUUCUUCUUAGUUUAGUUGAUAGCAGUUGCUAGUUUAGUUAAUUCUAGUCAGUGCGUAGUUUGGUUCUAGUCAGUACUGGUUCUAGUAACAAUUAAUUCAUGAACUAAUUUAUGUCCUUGUUUAUUUUUUUAUAGAAAUGAAGAGAAAGAGGACUAUGCAUAGUUGGUUUGCAAGUAGUUCAAAUACACUUCCUAUUGUUCCUGAAUCCAAUGUUGCCCCAAUUAAUGUUAUUGUUCAGCCUACCCCCAUAGAGAACAUAAUCCCCGAUGAUCCAACAAACGAGAGCACUAAUCCCUCGGUUGAUGAGAGCACCAAUCCCACUUCAAAUGAGAGAACCAAUCCCCCAACCGAUGAGAGCACAAACCAACCAGCACCACCAACACAAUAUAUAUUAGAAUUUCAUCCAAGUCAGAUUUUUGGUGAUCCGGCGGAUCGAAUACCAAUAGAAGAUUAUGCCCCUAAAAUUCGAAGUGAAGUGAGAAGAGCUUAUUUGUUGAAAGAGCGAAACAAAGCAAGUGGGCAUAAAUUUGAAGUCACAUUGGACGGUAAAAUUUGGAGAUCUUUUCAACCACAAUGGCUAGAUAGGUUUGUUUGGUUGGAAUAUAGUGUCGCAAAGGAGGCUGCCUUUUGUUUCCCUUGUUUUCUUUUCAUGAAACCAUCACAUGCUGCUACAUUUGGAAAUGACGUAUUUACCAUAGAUGGUUACAAACGCUGGAAAACAGCUUUCGCAAGUUUUCAAAAACAUGUUGGUGGUCCAUCUAGUUACCACAACAUUGCUAGAGGCUCGUGUGAUGAUUUCAAGAAUCAAAGGGCCAAUGUGGCUACCAAAUUCCGAGCACAUACUAAAGAAUCUGAAAUAAAAUAUAAAAUCCGUUUGACUGCAUCAUUAGAUUGUGCAAGGUAUCUCAUAGCUCAAGGGGAAGCUUUUCGUGGACAUGAUGAGUCCUCCGAUUCCGUAAACAAAGGCAAUUUCACGGAGUUCUUGGAUUGGUACAAAGAUAAGAAUAAAGAUGUGAAAGAUGCAUUUGACAAUGGGCAAGGUAAUGCACUUAUGAUAUGUUCACAGAUUCAAAAGGACCUUGCUACAUGUUGUGCUUUGGAGGUAACCAAAGUCAUCAAGAAUGAGCUUGAAGAUAAGAAUUUUGUGAUACUUGUUCAUGAGGCUAGAGAUUGCUCAAUGAAGGAGCAAAUGGCAAUAAUUUUGAGAUUUUUGGAUGAUAGUGGGGAGCUUCAGGAGAGAUUUCUUGCUAUUAAGCACAUCACAGAUUGCACAUCUGCCGGAAUUAAAGAAGCAUUGUUUUAUGUCUCAAAGUACCAUGGCUUGUCUAAUAAUAGGCUACGUGGAUAGGGUUAUGAUGGGGCUUCAAACAUGAGAGGAGAAUUCAUUGGUUUGCAAAAGCUAAUUCGUGAUGAGAGUCCAUAUGCUUUCUAUGUUCACUGUUUUGCCAAUCAAUUGCAACUAGUGGUUGUCACAGUGGCUCAAUGUUGUCCGGUUAUUGCUGAUUUUUUCAACUGUCUUCCUUUGAUAGUGACUCCGGAGGGUUCAUCCUGCAAAAGAAAAGAUUCAUUGCUUGCAAAGCAUCAAGAUGACUUGAUAGAGAUGAUGGAGAAUUGUAAGAUAUCAUCUGGAACUGGUUUACAUUAAGAAACUAACCUAGCUAGACCAGGAGCUACUCGUUGGGGCUCACAUCUUAGAACCUUGCUUCGUGUUUACACAAUGUGGAAUGCAGUGGUGGAUGUGCUUGCAAUUGUGAUUGAGGAUGCCCAGGAACACACUUCUCAAGGUGGAGCUUCAGCUUGAAGCCAUGCGUUUGAUCUUGGAUGUGAAGAAGCUUUGCAAACUAUGAAGGACAAUGGGUAUGAGCCAUAUGCGAGCAAGCAAAAAACUUUUGUGAGGAACAUGGCAUUGACGUGCCAAAUAUGGAUGAUCUCGUUGGAGCUAUGGGGCAAUCUGCUCGAAGCAGGAAUAAGGUGACUCGAGAUCAUUAUUUCAGGGUGAGCAUAUUCAAUGUUGCGAUUGGUGCAACUCUCACUGAGAUGAACCACCGAUUCAAUGAAGUUAACACCGAGUUAGUGGAUUGCAUGUCUUGUCUCAAUCCAGCUAACAACUUCUCAAAGUUUAAUGAUGAGAAACUUAUUCGGCUUGCUAAAAUUUAUGUUGAAGAUUUUACACAAGCUGAACGGUUGUUGCUAAGAUACGAGCUUCCAACAUUCCUUACAAAUAUUAGGAGAAGUGAGGAAUUUAAUGGAUGUCCGGAUAUUUCUACUCUUGCUCGUUUGAUGGUUCAAACAAUGAAACAUAGAACUUUCCAAUUGGUAUAUCACCUUAUCGAGUUGACAUUGAUUCUUCCAGUGGCAACUUCGUCGGUCGAGCGAAUAUUUUCAGCAAUGAAGGUCAUCAAAACCGAUUUGCGCAAUAAGAUAUCAGAUGAUUGGCUCAAUGAUUUAAUGGUAUGCUACCGUGAGAAAAGGAUAUUCAAAAGUAUUCCACAUGAUCAAAUUAUGAUACGAUUUCAGAAAAAGAAAAAUCGCAAAUGACAUUUGCCUCCUGAGUAUGAUGUUAUUUCUUAGAGAUGGCUUGCAGUUUGUCACUUGCAUUUUGGUGUGGAGGAGAUCUACAACUACAAUAUUGUUAGUAUGAAGCAACACCAGUGUCUUGUCUUUGCCUUAUUUUGGUUGAUUCUCUAGUACUUGAUGUAUUGGUGUGCAGAUUGUAUGAAACUUUGCUGUUGGUCAAUCAUGCUACUAGUAUUUAUCUUGAGAAUCAUGUCCAUUUGAGCACUGUUUGGCA